AUGGAUAAGAACUUUAAGGAAGAAAAGUUUACAGGAUUUACUAAAUUUACACCUCCUUUGUACAGACAACGCUACCAGUUUGUUAAAGAUUUAGUGGGGAAAUACAAACCUAAGAAGGUGGCAGAUUUAGGAUGUGCUGACUGUAAGCUUCUUUGUAUGCUGAAAUUCUGCGGUUGUAUUGAAGUGUUAGCUGGGGUAGAUAUCUGUGGAAGUGUAAUGAAAGAGAAAAUGCAUAGAUUGUCUCCUCUCCCUGUUGAUUAUUUGCAGCCACGUGAAGGAUCCCUAACUGUUACCUUGCAUCAUGGUUCAGUUGCCCAUAAAGAUCCUUGCAUGCUUGGUUUUGACUUGGUAACAUGCAUUGAACUAAUAGAGCACCUGGAAGAAUCAGAACUAAAGAAGUUUCCUGAAGUGGUGUUUGGUUUCAUGGCUCCAAGCAGGGUUGUUAUCAGUACUCCAAAUUCUGAAUUCAACCCUUUGCUUCCAGGAGUGAAGUUAUUCAGAAAUCAAGACCACAAAUUUGAAUGGACCCAAUUGCAGUUUCAAAGCUGGGCUCUAGAGACUGCUAAAUGCUAUGGUUACUCGGUGGAAUUUACUGGUGUGGGGCACCCACCAAGAGGAAUGGAGAAUGUUGGGUUUUGUACUCAGAUAGGUGUGUUUGUUAAAAAAUAUCCUCAAACCAGUGUAUCCACUCAGUCUGAGAAACCCACUGAAGCAGUUUACAAAACAGUCUUCAAAGCAGUGUAUCCAAGUCUUAAGGAUGAGAAGUACCUGCAGAAUGCAGUGGUUAGAGAAGUUAUUUCCACAGCACAAAUCAUUAAGGAAAUUCUGCUGAACCGUUUAAUGUUGGAACACGGAGAGUAUAAUGAUGAUCCUACUGAGAGAAAAUCCAAAUUCCAACCUUCAGUGAACUGCUUCUCAGAUAUUGGAAAACUGGCUGUUGAAAAAAGCAAGGAAUCAUUUGUCAGUGGAAAUGUGGUUUAUAUACCUCUUACAACAAUCUUCUCUUUUCCCAGAGUGAAUCGGCUUUGUGGUACCUAUGAGAAGUUAAGCAAGCUUGUUGCUGGCCAGGUUACAUUGAGCAGUGAUAGCUCUGCUGUGAUACUCAAUACUGAACCUGAAGAUAGUUAG
Melopsittacus undulatus (budgerigar) is the source of this 1128-nucleotide messenger RNA. It is a transcript of the gene HENMT1, whose product is annotated as HEN methyltransferase 1. Gene Ontology annotation, biological process: siRNA processing; piRNA processing; RNA methylation. The coding region runs from base 1 to 1128 and encodes 375 amino acids. Lineage: Eukaryota; Metazoa; Chordata; Aves; Psittaciformes; Psittaculidae. The transcript is spliced from 6 exons. The record is from RefSeq and is a predicted model, not a curated record. Gene Ontology annotation, cellular component: nucleus; cytoplasm. Gene Ontology annotation, molecular function: RNA methyltransferase activity; O-methyltransferase activity.